Molecule: messenger RNA, 5676 nt
Organism: Hipposideros armiger (great roundleaf bat)
Lineage: Eukaryota; Metazoa; Chordata; Mammalia; Chiroptera; Hipposideridae
Gene: SLC34A3
Product: solute carrier family 34 member 3
Exons: 13
Coding region: 574-2598 (674 amino acids)
Biological process (GO): sodium-dependent phosphate transport; intracellular phosphate ion homeostasis
Cellular component (GO): vesicle; brush border; apical plasma membrane
Molecular function (GO): sodium:phosphate symporter activity
Source: RefSeq, a predicted model, not a curated record
GCUUCUAUAACCAGGAGGGGCCCAUGGACACUGGGGCCAGGGCUGGGUGGCCACCAGGCCCAGGGCUUACUGCGCCCCCUCCCAGGGCGAGAAGACACCAGCCUGUGGGCAAGCAGGAUGGAGGGUGACAGAGAGCCUUGGGGGUCUGGGCCUUGGGGGUGGGAGGGAGUUGGGGCAGAGGGCUACUCUGGGGCUCCAGACCCAGCAGGCUGAGGAAAGGAGCCUUGAGGUGGGGUGGGGUGCCCAAGCCCCUUGCCCUACCCUCUUCACUGGGGGUGGGGCCCUUAUCAAGCGGAGACGUCACCGUUUGGUAUCAAAUGCCAAAGUCUAAGCCAGGACCAUCUGCCAUGACCCUGAUGACACCUGAUAGGAGAGGUCCCCGGGUUCCCAGCUCCCAGCCACUUCCGGCCCUUGCCUCAGCACUGCUACCCAGCAGGGCUUCUCCCAGCCAGGACCAGCGAGGGAGCCAGGCAGCCAGGGACCCUCAGCUCUGCCCCUUGAAACUGGACUGGGCUUGCCUGACAGCCAUCUGAGAUCCAGGCUUGGGCCUGGGUCUCUUCCUGGCCGAAAUCCAUGCCAAAUUCCCUCACCGGUGACCAGGUCCCCCCCAGUACUCUGGACAUGGUUGGCCUGGUGGACCGGAGCCUAGGAAAUGCAGGGACCUCCAGUUCUGCCCCCGUCUUGGAAGAAGGGGACAUGGACCCCUGGGCCCUUCCUCAACUGAAGGACACUGGCCAGUCCUGGAAAGAGCUCAGCGUGGCCGGCAGGGUGCGACGGGUGACGACUGGUCUCCUCAAGGCCUGCGGGCUCCUGGGCAGCCUCUACCUCUUCAUCUGCUCCCUGGACAUCCUCAGCUCUGCCUUCCAGCUGCUGGGCAGCAAACUGGCCGGAGACAUCUUCCAGGAGAGCGCGGUGCUGUCCAACCCCGUGGCUGGGUUAGUCAUUGGUGUGUUGGUAACCGUUCUUGUGCAGAGCUCCAGCACAUCCUCCUCCAUCGUGGUCAGCAUGGUGGCCUCCAAGUUGCUGACCGUCCGGGCCUCUGUGCCCAUCAUCAUGGGUGUCAACGUGGGCACAUCCAUCACCAGCACCCUGGUCUCUAUGGCACAGUCAGGGGACCGGGAUGAGUUUCGGAGGGCCUUUGGGGGCUCGGCGGUGCACGGCAUCUUCAACUGGCUCACGGUGCUGAUACUGCUGCCUCUGGAGAGCGCUGUAUUCCCCCUGGAGAGGCUCAGCGCCUUGGUCCUGGAUGUCACUAGUCUGCAGGCUGGGGUGCAAGCGCCUGACAUCCUCAAGGUGCUGACACAGCCGCUCACACACCUCAUUGUGCAGCUGGACAAUGAUGUGAUUACUGGCAGCGUCACGGGCAACGCCACCAACAGCAGCCUCAUUAAGCGAUGGUGCGGCACUAGGGGCCAGAUGACCACAGGGAACAGCAGUGACUGUGGAGCAGAUGCCCUUGGUCCCUGCCCCGGGAGGAAUGCCUCGGUCACCAUGGAGCAGCUGCCCUGCCACCACCUGUUCGCAGGCACAACACUCACGGACAUGGCUGUGGGCUUCAUCUUGCUGGCUGCCUCCCUGCUGGUCCUCUGCACCUGCCUGGUCCUCAUUGUCAAGCUGCUCAACUCCAUGCUCCGUGGCCGUAUCGCCCAGGCUGUGAGAGUGGUCAUCAACGCUGACUUCCCCUUCCCGUUCGCCUGGCUCAGCGGCUACCUGGCCAUCCUGGUGGGCGCCGGCCUGACCUUCGUGCUCCAAAGCAGCAGCGUCUUCACAGCAGCCAUUGUGCCGCUCCUGGGUGAGCCUGGCUCCUGGGUGAGCCUGGCUCCUGGGGGUCGGGGUGAUCAGCCUGGAGCGGGUGUACCCCCUCUUACUGGGCUCCAACAUUGGCACCACCACCACGGCCCUGCUGGCUGCCCUGGCCAGCCCCUCAAACAUGCUGCUCAGUGCCCUCCAGGUUGCCCUCAUCCACUUCUUCUUCAACCUGGCUGGCAUUCUGCUGUGGUACGUGGUGCCCGCCCUGCGGCUGCCCAUCCCGCUGGCCAAGCGCUUCGGGGACCUGACCGCCCGCUACCGCUGGGUGGCCAUCGCCUACCUACUGCUCAGUUUCCUGCUGCUGCCGCUGGCUGCCUUCGGGCUCUCCCUGGCGGGGGACACGGUGCUGGCCGCGGUCGGGGGGCCCUUGGUGGCACUGGUGCUCCUCCUCGUCCUGGUCAACGUCCUGCAGAGGCGUCGGCCAGCCUGGCUGCCCCGCCCUCUGAGGUCCUGGGCCUGGCUCCCCCUCUGGCUCCACUCUCUGGAGCCCUGGGACCGCCUGCUGAGCCGCUGUUGCCCCUGCAGGGCCUGCAGUACCCCUCAGGCCGCCACCAAGGAGGCCCACUGCUACGAGAACCCCGAGAUCCUGGCCUCCCAGCAGUUGUGAGGCUGGGAUACCCUGAGGUAUCCCAGCUGCAGUGGACUUCUGAGUCACCUGGUUUGCCUUCUUUGCAAAUAAAUGAGGUUGUGACCCAGAUGUGGGGGGUCUUUACUCCCCGACAGGACUGCCUGGGGAUCCCCCCCCUCCAAAGGGUGCUGGGGUGGAGCAGCGCCUUUGCUGCCCUCUAGCGGACACUAGGGGGCCCGUGCUGAGCCGGCAUGGGAGCCGGUGGUCCCCGUAGGUGUGGACACACAGAUGACCCCCCCCCCGACCCCAGGCAGCACCCCGGAGCACGGACACUUCCUGCAGCAAGAAGCUGGGGUCCAGGGAGGUUGGAUGAGGCUGGGGCUCUUCCCCAUGGGUGCAGGGAAGAGGGGUGGCCGGCCUCCACUUCCCACUGCCCGGGAGGAUGCCUGUGAGGAAGCCGCAGGCUCCGGCGCUGGCAGUCCUCCCACUGUCCAGCCAUUGUCCCCCACCCCCGUUGCCCUGGAGGACGCCAUCACUGGACUGCGGGCAGGCACCCCUCGCCCACUGCUACUCACGGUCCUGUUCUUUUACCACCCCCAGCCCCUCUCAGUCCCCUCAGGACUGCACCCCGUGUGCCCCAGGCCCUUCAGUCCCUCACCACUCCCAUGAACCCAGCCCCCUGACCCCCAACAAAUUCCUAGGACUCCUGAGCCUGGGUUCACCCUGUCCACCAAGGAAAGUGGCCUCUGUUCUGAAAGCCAUGAGGGGCCUCAUGGGAGUGAGACCCCUGGAGCAGGCUCAUGCACCCCAGCUUGGGUUCCCCCCACUUCUGUGACCUCAGAACACUCCUGCAGGUCUGACAUCAGCCUCACGAUCCCUCUGAUGGAAGUCCCCUGAGGAGGGGCGGAGCCUAGCUAAGUCCCUGGGGAGAUUGGGGGCGCAGUGAGAGGGGAAGAGAGAAAGACCCCAUGUACCUCUUCUUCCGGGGCGUGUGAGGCCGCCUCGGGCGGACCGCCAGGUCCUUUGAGGCCACAAACGACUGUCUGCCUGCUGCCCAGCCUAGAGGUAACACACCCUCCCGCUGGGACCAUGGCCACCGGUAAACAAAGCGAUCCUUGUGGCUCCUCCAACAGCUGCGGGCUGGGGCAGGAGGGCCUGGCGCCCAGCACUCCCACGGCCCCUGCCUGGGCUUCCCUGUGCCCUCGGCCUGCAUCCCACCAGUCCACAGGCCCCCACUGGACCCACCUCUCCACACAGCCACAACACCCUUGGCUGGGGGUGGGGACCUACAGGGCCAAGCAGCUCUGCACAGCAGCAGCAACCAUGUCAGGCGCAGUGACCACAAGGAGGCUCCAGCUGUCUUGUUGCCAGCCUGCGUCCACCUUGCCGGGACAAUGGUAGGGGCAAGGCGGACAACCUGGGGCCAUUGAGAGCUCUGGGGCUCACACCUGAGUGGGUCGCAAAGCCUCUAUUUGCCAUACUGAAAUGCCAGCCCUGUGGACACUGGUCACAGGGGCCUUUUCCAGGAGGUCUCAGGGCGUGCGGAGCAACCUCAGAAAGGCUUUGCACAGUACAGGGUUGGGGGGACCUGAGCUAUUCCCUCUCACUGAUUUGUGACAACUCAGUGCUAUGAGGCCACAUGGCCUGCCGGCUGCAGUGCCGGGGCCUGGCUGACCGCGACUUGGGCAGCUAAGCUAGCUACUUUUACAGGGCACUGUGAGGACCCAGGAUGCCAAGCAGUGGUCCAGCAAACCCCACAUGCCAUGCCCUGGACCGCCUUCCUGGUGGGUCUGUGGGGGAGGGGGUUGGUCCCUGAGGACCUGCUGGGCCUGACCUGGUGACUCACCCUCCAGGCCAGGACCAGUCCUGAGGAGCCAGCUGCAGACCACUCUCCAGGGGAUGGAAAGGUUAAUCUGCAUCCAGCAUGCUGCUUGUCCCAACAGUUUUACUCGCGGAGGAACAGUUCAGUCGUACACGGUAACAUGUCGUAAUACACGGUAACAUGUUGUAAUGCCGCAGUGUGCCGUAACACCCUGGGACUGUGCGUUACGCAGGAGGGAAGGGGCCCCGUUCCCGCUAGAAGACAGGAGCAAGGAGGUAUCCCCCCAACACACUUACAUUGGGGGCCUAGGAGAGUAAGAAGUUUACUCUGAAAACCAGAAUCUAGAGAGGCCCAGUGGCCACCACCAGGAAGGCUGUCCAAGGCAGACCUGAGGGUGUGAUUUAUCCAUUUAUAAAUGUUAACAAGAACAUAACGCAGGUGUACUGUUUUUAAGGCGAUUGAUUAAAAGUGCGACCGCAUGUAAUUGUUUUUCCUUCAUAAGAUCCCUCCACAAACACAAACAUAGACAGUGAAAAUUAAAGGAAUUUUGUCAGCCCAGGCAUGUUGAUCUGUGGUUGGGGUAACAGAGCAGGGGGCCCGGAGAUUGGAGCAUGCCCGCGCCCAGGGAGGUCUGGGCGCCGCCCUCGUCUCCACGGAGCUCGGUGCGCUGGGGGCGAAAUACCAAGGCGACGGGCACCAGGCCAGCGCCGUCUCCAUAACAAGCUCGCGGCUGCUGGGCAGAGACCCGCCCUCCCCUCCACUCCCCUCCCCUGCUUCGGGCCCGGCGCAGCGGCCCACGUGCUCCCUCACCUGACCGCCACAGAGCGGGCGUGCCGACCAAGGAGGGGGCGCAGGGAGCCCAAGGCCUCCGGCGUUCUGGGGGAGGGCCCCUACUCCACCGACACGCCGGCCCGGCGCCGCCGCCCCUUAGCAACCGAACCCUGUUUGUCUCUCCAGCGAAUGGCCUGGCGCCCCUCCUCUGUUUCGAGACCCCGCAGGGUAGCCUCGGCCACGCGCGGCCCCGUUUCACCGCAGUCCGAGGCAGCAGUGCACGCCCUCCAGAAGCGCACGCCCGGGCCCGCGCUCUCGCUCAUCGGGUCUGCGGGGACGCCUGCACGCGUGCGCGCCGGCCCGCAGCCCGGUCUGCCUUUCCCAGCGCCUGCUCGGGACUGCGCCCGCCUUCGGCCCCGCCAGCCGGAGUCCCCGCGCGCCCCAAGCCCGCGCGCGCCCCGCGGCACCGCGGCACCGCGGCGGUUACCAAGACGCUGGCCCCGCGCAGCCAAUAGCGCCCUCUCCGGAGCCAGCCAAUGAGAGAACAAAUCAAUCAUUUGAAACACCCAAUGGGCAGAGCACCACCGCGCGAAGGGGCUCAUUUUGAUAGGGAGAGCGGAGGCCGCGGCCGACCAAUAAACAGCAAACGGCGUUGGGAAGGCGGGCGUGAAGCUUCUCGAUUGAUGGGUUUCAGCCAAUCGAACGA